AUGGCUAUACUGUUUGGGAAAAAAAAGAGUCAGCUGGAGCUGCCAAUUUCUAAGAACAAGUCGAAAUUGAGCCCGAAACGCAACAAUGACUCACGGACUUGGACGAAACUAAGCUUGUUUUGUGAAAAUCAUAGCCGAAAACUGAUCCUUUUACUGGUUGCCGUUGGGCUGAUCUUUACAUGGCAUAAUGGGACUUUUUCAAGUGGUCAAGUUUCGACCAUGGAACUGCAAGACCCAGAAUACUACGACUACGACUUUCUAGAGGCUGACAUAGAUGCCUUAAAGAAGUACGAUAAUGGUGCCGAACACUAUUUAAUUAGCAAGGGCGGAGAAGAAGCCCUUACACCUGCAGACAAAGAACUUUAUGACGCUGAAGUACAAACAUUGUAUGGAUCCACUGUGCAACACUACGACCUCAGUGAUUUUAAAGGAUCCUCAGACGGCGUCGGAAAAAGAGAGCACGUUCUUUUGUUGGUCCCACUUCGUAAUGCCGAACGUGUCUUGCCGCUAAUGUUCAAAAAUCUUAUGAAUUUGACUUAUCCACAUGAACUGAUAGAUCUUGCUUUUCUGGUGAGCGACUGUUCCGAUGAUGACAACACAUUAAAAGCUUUGAUUGAGUAUUCCAAAGAAAUGCAACGUGGGACUUUAUCUGAACUUUUUGCCGAAAACGAUAGCGAUGAAGCAAUCUUACAAGAAGAAGGCACCAGGGACCUAUUUCUGAAAUAUAUGCGGCCCUCGUAUUUGAAAAUGGUAGAGAAAGCAUACAGUGCACCUUUCCACAAGGGCUACGAUAAGCCAUUCAGAUCAAUUCAAAUAUUCCAAAAAGAUUUUGGUCAAGUCAUAGGUCAAGGUUUUUCGGAUAGACAUGCCGUAAAGGUUCAAGGUAUCAGAAGAAAACUAAUGGGACGUGCCCGAAAUUGGCUCACCGCUAAUGCUUUGAAGCCUUAUCACUCGUGGGUCUACUGGAGGGACGCUGAUGUAGAGUUAUGCCCAGGGUCGGUAAUUCAGGACUUGAUGUCUGUCGGAUACGAUGUAGCGGUUCCUAACGUAUGGCGACCACUGCCUGAGUUUUUAGACGGCGAGCAAGCUUACGAUUUAAACUCUUGGCCAGAAUCGCCUGACGCGUUGAGACUAGCUAAAAGCUUAGACGAAGACGAUGUUAUUGUAGAAGGGUACGCUGAAUACCCGACUUAUAGAAUUCAUUUGGCUUACAUUAGAGAUGCGGAUGGAAACCCUAAGGAUGUUUUAGAGCUCGAUGGUGUUGGCGGUGUAUCGAUUUUGGCAAAAGCACAACUGUUCAGAAAUGGUGUUCAUUUCCCUGCCUUUACCUUUGAAAAUCAUGCGGAAACUGAAGCAUUUGGUAAAAUGGCCAAGAAAAUGGGGUAUAAAGUAGCCGGUUUACCAAACUAUACACUAUGGCAUAUCUACGAACCUAGCGAUGAUGAUUUGAAGCUAAUUGCAGAAAAAGAAAGAGGAAGCAAAAGGGCCCAAAAAGGUUCACCUUAA
This is a messenger RNA of Lachancea nothofagi CBS 11611, 1506 nucleotides long. Lineage: Eukaryota; Fungi; Ascomycota; Saccharomycetes; Saccharomycetales; Saccharomycetaceae. The record is from the annotation of a GenBank genome assembly.